Molecule: messenger RNA, 303 nt
Organism: Candidula unifasciata
Lineage: Eukaryota; Metazoa; Mollusca; Gastropoda; Stylommatophora; Geomitridae
Source: the annotation of a GenBank genome assembly
AUGGAUAAAGAUGCCAUCACAACCAUGUCUUUACAGGAGCUAUCCGAUUUUCCUUUGGAUGAUUUCUUUGAUAAUUAUGAGCAAGGAUUGAGGCGGCUUGUGAGCAAUUUUCAGGUGGAGGCAGCCUGUAGGAAAGAGGAGAGUGACGAGGCAAGGGAGAAACUCAUCUCCAUCAGAAAGCUGAUUGCCAAAUUGCUGAAAACAACAAAUGAGGACUUUGAUAUUGAUCCUGAAGAAUGUGGAGAUCAAGUAGAUGAGCUUCUAGAAGCCUGUGUAAGACAGGCAACUUUACAGGCUUCUUGA